GUAGGCUGGCCGUGUGCGGAAGUUCCGAUUGGUUCCAACGGUUAGCUGUAGGAAAAGGAACGUUUGAGGAUAGUGGUGUCGCUAAAAAACGUCGUGAUUUGAUGGGCAAAGAGUGUAUUUGGCGUUUGUCAUUAUGGCAAAUAACAACAAACGUAAUGUUAGAUAUGUGUACCAUUUACCAUAUUUUGAGCGCAGAGAGCUGUGUCGAAUAUUAGACCGAAUGGAUAAGUGGGAGGAACUUGGUGGCAUAUAUAUGAAGUUUGACACAAUGACAAUUCAGGAUCUGCGUAGAGAGGUUCUAAGAGGUAACUCCCCAUCUGAUGAACUUCUGACACUGUGGGGACAUCAAAAUCAUACUGUUCUGGAAUUAUUUGUUCUGCUUUCUGAGAUGCAACACUAUCAGGCCAUGCUUGUUUUGAAACCAUUUGUUGAUCCUUAUUAUCACCGAUUCAUUUAUGAAGGGGAAGAAAUGUUGAGGCCAUUGUCUAAUGGCAUCCGAUCACUGGGUGCAGGUAGUAAGGUGCCGUCAACAGAAGCAAAAGAAGCAGCUGCUGCAGGAAAAGAGUCAGUUGCAGCAGUUAAUGGUGAAGCAUCAAGAGCAGAUGGGCCAUCAGGAGACAAGAAACUGGACAUUGGUCGUCAUAACUUGAAUUUAACUGAAUCAACAGAAUACACUCAUAGCAAACUCACCUUUCCUCCAGAGCAACAGCAACCAGAGAGAAAGAUCCUCAAUACCAUGAGGCUUUCUCCUGCGUUUGUGCCAGAAUCUGAUAAUGAAGCAGCCAGAUUUCCCAGACCUCUUAUUGGAGUGACCCCACCAACUUCACAAGAGAGGGUAUGCCAGUUUCCACCUGACAACAAGGAGAAUAAUGCUCCUGGAUAUAGUCAGCAUAGAAAGAUGUCAAAUGUAUCAGAUGUGUCAUCAGUGACUGAAAACUGUGGUUCAAUACCACAGAUUCACUAUCAAGAGCUGGUAGAAGCAACUCAAGGUUGGUCUGUACAAAACAUUCUGGGCAAAGGAGGAUUUGGGACAGUUUACAAAGGAAUCUGGAAGAACACCCAAGUGGCAGUCAAGAGAAUAGAACAGAGAGGAGCAGCAUCUGCAGAGAACAACCAGGCACAGCUGGAGCAGUCACUAAGAGAGCUGCGAAUUUUAAACUCAUGUCGUCAUGACAACAUACUUCCAUUGUUUGGGUUCAGUGUGGGAGGUGCUGAGCCCUGUCUUGUGUAUCAAUUCAUGCCCAAUGGCUCUUUAGAGGAUCGUCUGUUAUGUCGGAAAGGAUCACCACCAUUAACAUGGCUUCAGAGGCAUAAUAUAGCACAAGGAACAGCAAGGGGCCUUCAGUUUCUGCACAAUUCAAGGCCUUUUAUACAUGGAGACAUAAAAAGUGCCAAUAUUUUACUGGAUAUAAACUUCAUUCCACGUAUUGGUGAUUUUGGACUUGCAAGAGAAGGACCUCAAAAUAAUUACACACACAUGAAAGUGAGCAGGGUCCAUGGAACUCGACCAUAUCUUCCAGAUGAAUUUCUGCGUGGCAAACAGAUAUCAACCAAAGUUGAUACCUAUAGCUUUGGUAUUGUCCUCUUUGAAUUGGCAACUGGCUUGAGGGCAUAUGAUGAUUCCAGAUCCUACAAACUUCUGAAAGAGCAUGUGGAGAACUGCACAAAGGAACAGUUGGAAACACUAAUUGACAAGAAGGCAGUACCAGAAAAUCCAGCAAUAUUCCAGCACCUGGUGGCUCUAGGCAUGGAGUGUGUAAAGAAGAUACCCAAACAACGACCCAAGAUGGAGAAGGUCCUAGAAGAGUUGGAAGCAGUGGCUUCAAGACACCAGAUUCAUGACUUGGUUCCGUAUCCAGGGAGUUCAGGAGCUAUGUCAACAGGAGGUCAGUGCAUCAGAACAAAUCCCACUCUUACAAUUCCAUCACACCAUCCUAUUGGCAAUAUCCAACAGGCAGGGCUUAACAACUUGUAUUUUUGUCUUCCUCCAAACAUUUCCAGCAGUCAUAACUUCCUGCCAGUUGCUGCUUUUCCAUCCCCAUCGUGUUCUCCAUCACACAGCCCACAGCCCAUUUCUGCAUUGGGAAUGCAUUCCCCACAUGCCCUUGGUGUAGCCUCUCAUCCGUUUCCAGUUACUCCACAUGUGCCAUCCCCUGAAGUCGAAGUAUCGCCAGGAUCAGAAGAAAGUUUGGGUGAUAAUCAUAUGCCAGCUGCAGUGCUGAAACAACACUCGGGAUCACAAAGACCGUCUGGACAUGCCAUUCUAGACCAGGAGUUGGCACCAUGUUCUCCAGAUGAUCUGAACAAAGCAGAACAUUCGUUGCAGAAUGGAAUGUCUGUUAGUGCUCUGCUGCCUAAUUUAUCAAUAUUGGGCGUUGAUGAAGGUACCCAUUCCUCUCAUGCUGGUAUACCGCCAUCUGCUUCCUGCCUUGAUAUCAGUGACACCCCAGAAACAAGUGCCUGUGAAUCUACAAGUCUGAACCAUUCUUCUGCUCAAGGAAAAUCAUUAAUCUUUGAUCUCAGAUCUGUGGAACCAAAAGAACAUCUUCAUAAAUCAUCUGCCAGUAAUAGUGGAAGUGUUCAUGACUUGUGAAUCCAGUCUGUGAGAUCAACUGUGCAGAAGAGAAGUAUUACAAAUGGCAUUUAAUGCUUUGUUUAUUUGAUGUUUUUAAUUUUAGCAUCAGCAUGAGCUUUUUUCAGGUUACAGUCAUGUUAUUUAUAGUAUAGUGAAAUGUUGAUACAAGAAAGAGAGAAAUAAGUAAAAUAUUACAUGCUUUAAAAUUCCCAUCAUACAUCAUACAUGAUACUUUAGUUUGUUAUUAAAAUGUUUUAUUUUUUACAGUGUAGACAUAGACACUUUGAGGAAGCAGAAAUUGUCAGCACCAUUUGUAAGUUCAGACUUACAUGACAUUUAUUUUCUAUCCACCAAAUAUCUUUAACUUAGUUAAUACUGGUCUGUCACACUAGUAAUAGUGUAAAAGAUUAUUAACACCGUCCAGGGUGAUUGAUUUCUUCUUCUUAUUGUUUUAAAUCCUUCAUCCUUUAGAUGUUUUGGUAGGAACGACCAUCUUCAGAAGG
Cryptotermes secundus is the source of this 3078-nucleotide messenger RNA. RefSeq names its product interleukin-1 receptor-associated kinase 1. Gene Ontology annotation, cellular component: plasma membrane. Gene Ontology annotation, biological process: protein phosphorylation; signal transduction. Gene Ontology annotation, molecular function: protein binding; ATP binding; protein kinase activity. NCBI's taxonomy places the organism in Eukaryota, Metazoa, Arthropoda, Insecta, Blattodea, Kalotermitidae. The transcript is spliced from 12 exons. Bases 134 to 2593 code for a protein of 819 amino acids. The record is from RefSeq and is a predicted model, not a curated record.